GCUGCCGCGUGCAACCAAGCACUUUUUGUGUACCUCAAUCUGCGAUCACCUACCACUUCCCAAUCACCCAUCCCUGCGAACAGUACGCCCCGGCUCGACACAUCAGAACCACCUCUGUCGACCAGUCCAUCCAUCGCCGUCGCACGAUAGACACGUCCGCCACUGCCACUCCGCCUCGCGCCCUCGGCGCAACCACCCAAGCAGACCACCUACGCGGCGCCCCCCCCCUGGUUGCACACGAUGGCCGACUUUGGGCAAUAUCCCGCCAACAUGGCGCCGCAGGACGCCCUCAUCGUGCGCGAGAACACAGAGGCGGACCACGCCGUGGUGCCGUACACGGGGGAGGACCUGGCGCGACCAAAGAUGGGACCCGCGAACCCGUUCCGGGACGAGAGCAACACGGCGCACAGCAACGCCCUGGGCCUGAAGCGGAAAAACGUGCUCACGGGCACCGCGGAGGAGACCUUUGUCAGCGAGCACACGUUCCGCAGCAAGCACCGCGCGAUAGAACGCCGGGGCGGGCCGGAGCGGGUACACCAGUCGGGCUCGGAGAUCAAGAACGAGGCGGCGAGCCUGCGCAAGACGAGGGAGGGCAAGGGCAACGCGCUCGUCGCGGACGGCGAUGGCGCGUAUGUGGGGCCCUGGGCAAAGUACAAGCGCGAGGAGUACGAGGAGGUGGACGAGGAGGACAUUGGGAGCGACGAGGAGGUCGAGUACGUCUACGAGGACGAGGACGAGCGCGCGGAUGUCGUGGCCAGCGGCACCGUCGUUUCGGCGCCCGCGGGCGCGAUCGAACACCGCCGCGAGGUCGAGGCGCUGGGCGACGAGACGACGACUUUCCACGGCGACGAGAUGUACGACUACCAGGGCCGGACGUACAUGCACAUCCCGCAGGACCUGGACAUUGAUCUGCGCAAGGAGCCGGGCGAGGUCACCAACUUCAUCCCGAAGAAGCUUGUGCAUACGUGGAAGAACCAUGGGGGCAAGGCGGUCACGGCGCUGCGGUUCUUCCCCAAGGCGGGACACCUGCUGUUGUCGUCUGGCGCGGACUGCACGGUCAAGAUCUGGGAUGUAUAUCACAGCCGGCAGCUUCUGCGGACGUUCUCGGGUCACAGCAAGGCUGUGUCCGACAUCUCGUUCAAUCUCGACGGCACCAAGUUCGUGUCGUCGUCAUUCGAUCGGCAGAUGAAGCUCUGGGAUACCGAAACGGGCGUGUGCGUGAGCAAGUUCAGCACCGGCAAGACACCGCACUGUCUCCAGUUCUACCCGGGCGAGGAGCACUCGCACGAGUUCCUGGCGGGCAUGUCGGACAAGAAGAUUGUGCAGUUCGACACGCGCACGCGCGAGCAGGUCCAGGAGUAUGACCAGCACCUCAACGCCAUCAACACCAUCACGUUUGUGGACCAGAACCGCCGCUUCAUGACCACCUCGGACGACAAGUCCCUGCGCGCGUGGGACUACGGCAUCCCCGUGCCCAUCAAGUACAUUGCCGAGCCGUACAUGUACCCGAUGACGCGCGCCGCGCCGCACCCGAGCGGCAAGUACGUCGCGUUCCAGUCGUCCGACAACCAGAUUGUCGUGUACGGCGCGACCGACAAGUUCCGGCAGAACCGCAAGAAGGCGUACCGCGGCCACAACAACGCGGGCACCGCCAUCGACAUCUCCAUUUCCCCCGACGGCCAGUUCCUCGCCUCCGGCGACACCGCGGGCUUUGUGUGCUUCUGGGACUGGAAGACGUGCAAGAUGUACCACAAGCUGCCCGCGGGGGAUAGCGCGAUCAGCUGCGUCCAGUGGCAUCCGCAGGAGACGUCCAAGGUUGCUGCGGCGGGCGCGGAUGGUGUGAUUCGGUACUGGGACUAGAGAUUGGGGCCAGGGAUCGAGGGGGAAGAGGACCAGCAAAAGGCAUGGAUUGGGUUGGGGAGGCAUGAGCGUAAAAGAAAGUAUGAGUGUAUCUGUGUUUGAUGGCAUAUCCCGGCGUUACUGGCGCGUUAUUGGUUAGGAUAAUUCACCUCAUGGACCGCAUUUUUGUGUGAUUUGAAUCUUGGCU
Microdochium trichocladiopsis is the source of this 2047-nucleotide messenger RNA. RefSeq names its product pre-mRNA-processing factor 17. Bases 241 to 1860 code for a protein of 539 amino acids. Lineage: Eukaryota; Fungi; Ascomycota; Sordariomycetes; Xylariales; Microdochiaceae. Gene Ontology annotation, molecular function: mRNA binding; protein binding. The record is from RefSeq and is a predicted model, not a curated record. The transcript has a single exon. Gene Ontology annotation, biological process: mRNA splicing, via spliceosome. Gene Ontology annotation, cellular component: catalytic step 2 spliceosome.